AUGGUGCAAACUCGAUCCAACAGAAAUAUUCCUCGUGGAGCAUGUCCUCCUGUUAACCUUCCAGUCAAUCCUCCCAAUGAAUCUGUUGCUCAGAACAUGGAAGUUCCACCUGCACCUAUACCUGAGGCCCCUCCAGCUCAUGCACCUGCACCUUCCCCUGGUAUGACUGCUAAUGAGGUGGCUACCAUCAUGACCAAUAUGAUGCAGGCACAUGCCGCACCAGGGGCUUCUCCUGUAUUUGACUCACCACCUGUACCUGAUAAGUUUGUGGAAGACAGACAAGGAGUUAAGGGUGUAAAACAACAUGGGUCCAGGAAGAGACCUAUGAACUCACAAGAGCCUGGAGAGCCUAAUAAGGCUCCCAGAGGACCCUAUCCUGAUUCAACUCCAACAUGCUCUGACGGGGAGGAUGCAAAUCGACCUAGCCAAUCGGCAUAA
Telopea speciosissima is the source of this 438-nucleotide messenger RNA. RefSeq names its product predicted GPI-anchored protein 58. Lineage: Eukaryota; Viridiplantae; Streptophyta; Magnoliopsida; Proteales; Proteaceae. The transcript is spliced from 2 exons. The coding region runs from base 1 to 438 and encodes 145 amino acids. The record is from RefSeq and is a predicted model, not a curated record.